CCUGUGACUCGCUGACUUGGAAACCGGAAGAGGAAGUCGCUGCCGCAGCAAUGCAGAGGGAGGAGAAACAGCUUGAGGCGUCAUUAGAUGCACUGCUGAAUCAAGUGGGUGAUCUGAAGAACUCAUUGGGGAGUUUCAUUUACAAGUUGGAAAACGAGUAUGACCGGCUGACCUGGCCCUCUGUCCUGGACAGCUUUGCCUUGCUCUCUGGACAGUUGAACACACUGAACAAGGUCUUGAAGCAUGAAAAGACACCACUGUUCCGUAAUCAGGUCAUAAUCCCUCUGGUGUUAUCUCCAGACCGAGAUGAAGAUCUCAUGAGGCAGACGGAAGGACGAGUCCCUGUUUUCAGCCAUGAAGUGGUCCCUGACCAUCUGAGGACCAAGCCUGACCCUGAGGUGGAAGAGCAAGAGAAGCAACUGACAACGGAUGCCGCCCGCAUUGGCACUGAUGUAGCUCAGAAGCAGAUUCAGAGCUUGAAUAAGAUGUGCUCAAAUCUCCUGGAGAAAAUCAGCAAAGAGGAACGAGAAUCAGAGAGUGGAGGUCUCCGGCCAAACAAGCAGACCUUUAACCCUGCAGAUACCAAUGCCUUGGUGGCAGCUGUUGCCUUUGGGAAGGGGCUCUCUAACUGGAGACCCUCGGGCACCAGUGGUCCUGGCCAGCCAGGUCAACCAGGAGCUGGGACCAUCCUUGGGGGAGCCUCAGGAUUACAGCAGGUACAGAUGGCAGGAACUCCAAGCCAGCAGCAGCCGAUGCUCAGUGGAGUGCAAAUGGCCCAAGCAGGUCAACCAGGGAAAAUGCCAAGUGGGAUAAAAACCAACAUCAAGUCGGCUUCAAUGCACCCCUACCAGCGGUGACAAGGCUUCUGGACCAGGACAAACUGUCCACCUGCAGCUCUGGUGAAGCUCGGGCCUGCUGUACUCUCCAUCCUCUGAGAAGCUCUUACCCAGGAAAUAGCCACAAAGUCCUCUGUCCUUUACCCCACCCUGUACACAUGCAGGAAGAUGUCGAGGGGCCGGAGAUGAGGGCUUCCUAGGAAGUGACACUACUGGGCAGGACUGUGUGAGAAAGGGUUUUGCUUUGCACAUGCAAAAGCUCCUUCUUCUCUGGACUUAGUUUUCUUAUUUUGGAGGGAAGAGGGACUUGCAUGUCACACCAUCUUUCAUCAGGGUUUCGUUGUCCUCAUACGAGGGCCUCAUUCCUGCCCUUAGCCAGAUUUUCACAGUCCACUGAGUGGUCACAGUCCACUGAGUCUGUGACCCAAAUAAGAGCCAGAUGGAUGGAGCUGCCCACAUGGCCUUUGUCUGCUUUAAUAAAGCUGAAGAGCUGAGUGAGUUUGGGUCUCCAACCUAAGUUGCCUUUCUUAGUACUCCUUUGUGGGUUAGGGCUGAUGUGAGUCAGGAGAAGUGGACCAAAGGGUUACUCUGAGUAUAAAGAUUUUUAAGUUGAUGGCCACUGUGUCUGCUGACACAGGCUUAUCUGCUGACAAUCUACGAGAGCUACGUGGGGAUCAGAGACUGUAAUGUCAGAGGCUUUCAAGGGUGCUGCGAAAUAAUUCUAAUUUGUGCUCCAUGAAAAGUUUUCUUAUCUUUGAUUACUUUGAUCUAAAAGCCCUAAGAGAAGAACCUGCUCAUAUCUUCCAGCUGCCUUUUUCUGUUUUCUUCUGUCACACAUCAGUACUUGGGCAUUUGUUCAUUGCCAGGCAGAAUUCUGCCAGGCUGUGGCAGCAGAGGACUGGAAAAGUGGUCUCAGAUCUCACAUGCAUUCAUGUUCCAUCAAGAUGGUGUCCAUAAAGUUCACUGACCAUGGCACACAGCAACGUGGGGAGACAUUUCCUUGGCUCUGAGGUAAUGCCUCACCUUUCCCUCCUCACAUCAGCAGUACCGCCUUCAUCUGCCAGCCCACUCAGUUGUUCAUUGUCUUUACCUUUUCCCACUGAAUGGCAAAGCUAACUGUCAUAUUGAACAGAAUUGAAGCUGUGGUUCCCUAACUUCCCUGGGGCAAAUUUUGGUGCCUGCCGACCUUUACUCCACCAAAAGGUUGCCUCCUGUUGAAAGGUGCCAACCCAACCUCCUUUUUAUUCCAGGCUGAUACUGAUUUCAUUCCCACCAUAUUAUUUGAAAGGUCUUCUUGCCCCACCAAGAAUAUACACUGGACCUUAUCUACAUCUGUGCCCUUGAAUAAAAAAGUUCCUUGUGCUGGAGACACACACAUCUCCAUAUUUUUCGUUCUGGGAACAUGUGUUAUCACUGCCCACACUCCAUCGCCCACAGCUGUGGAGUACAAAAACCUAUGAAGCAUCACUAACAUUGGGGCCCAUCCAACCUGGUAAAGGUGUCAGUGGAGAGCCUCUCCCACCCCUAACAUGGGUAUUCCUUCAGGAGGGGAAACUAUGGUGUGUUCUUCAAAGAAGAGGGCAUGACCUCUUUGCUCAGAGAGGACUUGCAAAAGAUGGCUUUCUUGUUGCGCUCUGGUAGUAUUCCUCGAUUUCUCACUGCUCUGUUUUACCUGAGCACUGUGCUAUCCCCUACUUUGGAGGCUUCCAGAGAAUGAAAUUAGAUCCUUGCCUGUCAGGUUUAUGUCUAGGUUGGAGAAAAAAGCAGCUGCUGUCAACCUUGAGAUGUUACCACAGCACAGAGUUCAUGCUGCAGAUGGAAGCUUCAUGAAUCAAUGUCAGCUUUACACCGUUGCCUAAGACCACUCCUUCUCCAACUCUGCCCUGGUGCUGGGAUUCAGUGACUGUUGAACUUCCCUUUUACUCACUGCCCUGGUCACCCUAUUCUCUUCUUCCUCUGAUGUCUUUUGCCACCCUACCUAUUUGGCUCACUGAACCUUAUACUUCCUUGAGAAACAACCAAGAUAAAAAGAUGUAACUGAGUGUUCCUUCUAACUCCAUACUGGGUCCUGGCAUUAGAACUGAACUGGAGCGGGUGUAUUCCACCCCUGUCCUACUGCUGAAGGAAAGAAACAGCUCUACAGGAAUGCCCUAGUGCAAGGCUGGUUCCUUUUCACACCCCCUCCUCACCUCCCCCAGGCAGCUGGAAACAACCUCUCCCUUUGUGUGAGCUUCUUGUACAGAAUAAUCCUCCUUAUGGACAAUGUAUUCUCUGUACCCCGUGGACACAGGAGCCGUGUGAGCUGAUCCCAGCACCAGGCAGGACGGAGGCUGAAUCCUUCCAAACGCCCACCCUGGGUCAACUCCUGAUUUCUGUCCAGAGAAACUACUAGGGGUUGUGCAUUUUCUUCCAUCUGCUCCAGAUUUGGGGGCAUGGCCUAUUGAAGUUUAGCAGUGGGCCAGGAAUAGUGCCACGGCCUGUGGUCCCUUUUCGGUUCAGUCCUGAGAGUUUACCAUGUCAAAUUAUAGAAGUUCAAUAUGACUCUGGCCUGACAGCCUUGAAGGCACAGGGGCUUAACACUUGGAAAAGAUCUGCCAUCCUGCAGAUUGGGCUUCCUAAUUGGAACAGAAGACAGAUUUUCCAGCCAUCCUACAGCAACAUAGCACCCUCAACAGAUGUUAUCCCACAGGACAACAGUUCUUUUUCCCUUUUCCCUUUCUUUUUUGUUCUUGAGCUCUGUGUCACUGAGGCAGAACCUGGAUCUCAUGUGGUCCCAGGAUGUCACCUACUAUUUGGCAUCUUCUCCAGGUGCAGCCUGGAUAAGGCACCUGAGCCUUAAGUUUUCUCACCUGAGUGAUCUUCCUAGUUCUAUAAUCUCUGGCAGUGAUUCUCAAGCACAUUUGUUCCAGUUAUUUUUUUCAUUAUAUAGCUGUGUUAUAUAAAAUAACCCUAAAUUUUCCUAAGUGAGCCUCCAAAGCCCUCCAAAGCCCUCAACCCCCCAUAGAGGGCUCCUAAAGUUCCCUCUUGGUCACAUGCAAUUUAACAUUUCCUCUAGACUACUUCCCUCUAAUUAAUUUCUGGCUUUAUUCUCUAAUGAAAACUUGCCAAAGAGAUGGUGAAUUACCACAGAGAUUCAUGUAUUCAGAGAAAUCAUCUUCCCACUUUCUCCUCUGGGCAAGAUAUAUGUAUUAGUGCUUCCUCGAUGCCAGGUAUUUCUAAGUUUUACCUCUCAUCACUUUAAUCCCCCAAAUAAAAUCCUUUUGCUAGUUUUCUGGGGCCCACAUACCUGGCAGAUUGGUGGAUGCAGUAUCCUAUGCAGACUGAAGCCAUAGAUAAAAUCAAAAAUUAGAAUGCCCAUUUUACUCGAGGGUAAGUAAUUUUAAUUGGAGAAUGCCAAAUCAUCUCAUAUGCAUUAUUAGAGAAAAUAAACUAGAGAAUUCCUACUAGUCUGAAGGGCUGCAGACUUAGCCGCUAGAUUCCUCGAUGAUAUUUAGUUUUUUUACUUUUUCAUUACUUUUACUACAUUGGAAAAAUUUGAAAAAUUUCAGAUUUCCUGGAAGACAAGUAAGAUUCUGUGUGAUCUAGCCCUGCGACUUAUGACAAAUUUUCAAUAUUAUCCUGCCACCCACUCUCUUCCCAGGCCUUAGAAAUUGCUUGACACUCCUGAGCGUAACAGACUCCAGCCUUUAUUUCCACUGUUCCCUUUGUAUUGAAUUCUCUGAUGAAUAUGCGAUAUUUCAAGAUUUAGUUCACAAGUCACUCUGUGAAGUUUUCCAACAAUUCAGUCUACCUAAAACCCCAUGCCACUAGGUAAAGCCAGUUACCUUCUCUUUGAUGUCACACACUUAAACUUUAUUCUAGCUCCUGCUGCCCUGUAUUGUCCCCCAAAUACAAGCACCCUGAACUGUCAGCAUUUGAAUUCUAGUUCACCCACUUGAGAACUUUGUGGUCUUUGGCAAGAAAAGUGUAUGUCUUACAUACUAUAGCGUCAGGCCCAACAUAAACACUGCGGGUGGCAGCCGCUGCUGUUACUAUCGCUGAUGUUAUCUCAUUAACUUUGGAUA
Messenger RNA from Talpa occidentalis (Iberian mole), 4900 nucleotides. It is a transcript of the gene MED8, whose product is annotated as mediator complex subunit 8. Gene Ontology annotation, molecular function: transcription coregulator activity; RNA polymerase II cis-regulatory region sequence-specific DNA binding. Gene Ontology annotation, cellular component: mediator complex; core mediator complex. NCBI's taxonomy places the organism in Eukaryota, Metazoa, Chordata, Mammalia, Eulipotyphla, Talpidae. The transcript is spliced from 8 exons. The coding region runs from base 51 to 857 and encodes 268 amino acids. Gene Ontology annotation, biological process: regulation of transcription by RNA polymerase II. The record is from RefSeq and is a predicted model, not a curated record.